This is a messenger RNA of Nilaparvata lugens (brown planthopper), 3346 nucleotides long. RefSeq names its product ubiquitin carboxyl-terminal hydrolase 48. Gene Ontology annotation, molecular function: cysteine-type endopeptidase activity; cysteine-type deubiquitinase activity. Lineage: Eukaryota; Metazoa; Arthropoda; Insecta; Hemiptera; Delphacidae. Gene Ontology annotation, cellular component: cytosol; nucleus. The record is from RefSeq and is a predicted model, not a curated record. The transcript has 17 exons. Gene Ontology annotation, biological process: protein deubiquitination. Bases 287 to 3346 code for a protein of 1019 amino acids.
UCAUAAUCAUAACCUCAUUCGCUCAUUGUCUUCACCUCGUGCUCAUGAAAUUUAGGGUCGUGUAUUGUGAAUUAUAAAAACGUUUUAUUUAUUAGUAAAAACCAACGGUUACGCUAUAUUUUUUCAAUUAGUCCAUGGCAAUAAUCAUUUAAUGCUAUACAAUGUUAUUGUAGUAGGCUUUUGCUUAUAUGAAACAGUAUGGUUGUGAAUUAAUUUUCGGUACUUGAAAAUUCCUAGAAUCCCGGUCAGAUAUUUUACGGUUUUAAGUGAUGAUAAAUUAUUCAUCAUGGGAAAAUUCAGAAAAGAACAAUCGAAAAAUGCAGCAAAAGAUGUACCCGUAAAUUUGGAAUUGAUUCCUGAAAGUCUAGACAAAUUGUAUAGAUUGGCUAAACUUUGUAAGAAUGCACCAUGUCGGCGGAAUUGCAAGUCGAGUCCUCGUUGCUUGUCGGGACUUGGUGAGGCGCAGUGGCUGACUGAGUUGGAAACGAUUGAGGAUCCCAAGAACCAAGUGCGGACUCCUGGAGCUCAUGUUGGCUUGGAAAAUCUUGGUGCCACAUGCUAUGUUAAUAGUUUACUACAACUUUGGUUUCAUACACCUCAGUUUAGGAGAGCUAUUUUUGAUUGGGACCCUUUGGAAGAUGCCUGCGAACAGACCAAUCCUACAGUAGCGGACUACAGUCUGUACCAGCCUAUCUCUCCGAUAGGUCAACUGCAGGCUGUGUUCUCGUUGAUGAGCUGUUCGAAGCGUUGCAGUCUGAAUCCCACCCAGUUGAUCCAAUCGCUUGGAUUGGAUAUAUCCACCGAACAAGAUGCUCAGGAGUUUUCGAAACUUUUUUUGAAUCUUUUGGAAACAAAACUGGAAACUCAAUCGUUGCUUCAUGUCAAGAAUCUAGUAUGUGAUAACUUCAAAGGAGAAUAUUCCUAUGUAACCAGAUGCUCCAAAUGUAAAACAAAAUCCAUCAAUCCAUCUCAGUUCUUCGAGUUGGAGCUGAGUGUGAAAGGAAAAAAGAACUUGGACGAGAGCCUGACUGAGUAUUUGAAAGAAGAGAAAUUGGAUGGAGCCAACUGCUACAGUUGUGCGGUCUGCAAUAAGAAGCAAGAAGCUGAAAGAUUCAUUGAAAUCAACAGAUUGCCCUCUAUCCUUAAUUUGCAGUUGAUGAGAUACGUGUAUGACAGGCAAAGAGGAGACAUGAAAAAGUUGAACACUGCCAUCCAAUUCCCAGAAAUUCUCGACAUGAAGAAGUACGUGAAAGAUGCUAACGAAGGCCAAAGCGUGUAUAAACUGACUGCUGUAUUAGCUCACAGAGGUCUCAGUGCCGACUCUGGACAUUAUAUUGCCUACAUUCAGGAUAAUGAAUCAGGUGACUGGUACAUUUUCAAUGAUGAACUUGUUGAGAAAAAUACUGAUGGAAAAAGACUCAAUUUGGAUGAAGAUGACAAAAAGAAUGACAAAAAGAAAGGCACAAAUAGCAGGGUUCCAAAAGGGUUUCUGUGUUCAACCAAAGCAUACAUGUUGGUCUACAGGAGGGUCUCUGACGAUAAUCAAAGUGCUGAAAUGAGUGCGCCGCUCUCUGAUAGAUUGCAACAAUAUAUAAUUCGACAUAACAAGGAGUUUGAUGACUAUAUUGAAGAAACUACUCGUUUGAGAGCUAGCUGUAUUGAACUCACAGAGCAGAUGAAGACUUUGUACAACUCACUGGCCAUUCCUGAGCACGCAGACUGGUCAGUCAUUGAUGCCAUAUCUACUAACUGGAUCACACAUUGGCUCAAAUCGGGCGCUAAUAACACUAACCCGAUCGAUAACAGCAACUACGUCUGUUCCCACGGAUGUCUCAAUCCAGACGAAGUUACUAAUGUCAAAUAUGUACAUACACUGGCGGCAGAUGAGUUGUACAAGAAGUACAGCGGUGGGCCAAGAAUAAAAGGAGAGUUUAUUUGUUGCAAAGACUGCACUAAUUCAAAGAAUAGACUGUUAUUUUUAAAAAAUAAGCUGACCGAUGAUGCCAAAGAAAUAAGUAAUCUUCUCAAGUCCAAAAUGGAAGAUGGUGAUCCUGGCUUCUGGGUUGAUAAGGAGUGUUUAAAAAAUUGGAAAGCCCGAGUUGAAUUGGAGAGGAAUAAUGCCGAAGUCAAUUCAAAUCGUCAAGUAGAUAACGAGAAGAAAGAAAGCGAUUCAUCAACUGCGUCCCCUCAACAAAUAUCUGAUCCGGCCAGUGCCACCGAGAACGGUUCGAAGAAAAGGUCUCUCACGCCAAGUGCAUUGCGCAAUAUCAGGAAGAGACAAAAACGCGAACCAGAUAGCAACAGCGACCAAGUUAAAGAUGAAAAAUACGCAGAUGACGAACGCCAAUCACUUGCUGCGAAUUUGAAUAGUGAGGAGAAGACACAUGCGGUAGGCCUACAACACUUGACAGACCACAAGCAAAAAGAAGAUGGCGGCGAUAAUGAUGAUGACGACGACGACGAUGAUGAUGAUUUACCCUUCAAUCAGCGACUUAUUUGCGGUCAUGGUAAUCUCAGUGUCGAUGAAUCAAUCCGUCGGCUUGUUCCUGUUGAAGUUUGGCAAAUUUUAAUAAAAUACUUUCCAAACUGCAGGACAUUCGCUCAUGAUACUAUUCCUUGCCAAAGGUGUCAGAGUUUGGCCAAUGCAGAUGAAGCUAUGAAAGGUAGAAAAAGACAAGCAGCUCUUUCUCAAAAGGAACAGCUCAACGACCUGUUCUUUGGACGCAAUAGACAGUUGGUGCCGCCUGGUGUGUACUACAUAGUGUCCAAACACCAUUUUGUUGAACCCUGGAGAACAUUUCUCAGGAAACCGGACGAUGAAAAUGUAAUUACAAGCCUGAUGACUUCUAUGCUGUUGUGUCCACAUAAAAAGCUGUUGUAUCACCCACAAAUCGAUAGUGAAAGGUUAUGCAUUUUGAAAGAGAAUGAGUGGGAUACUCUCAAAAAAUUUUAUUCUCACGAUGCGACUAUUGAAUAUAGGCCAAAAGGAGAUGGACAAUUUGAAACAGAUCCUGAGAUGUGCUAUCCUUGUCUGUUGGAACGACAUGAAGAAGAGGAGAAAGCCAGGUUGAACUUCGAAUCAGCCAACGUGUACGUUCAGAAGGUCGACUCCAUCAAGCUGCCUGUUGCAGUAGCUCAGCCCAAGGGUAAAAAGAUGAAGCUUGAUCCUGAAGCCCAGCUGCAGUUGAUCAUUGAGAAGUCGAAUUCUUUUGUGCGACGCAGCUCGAGACGGAAAAAAGUGAGAGGCGAAAAGGCCAUCCCAGUUUCAUCAAGCACUCUCAUCAGCGAUUUCAAAGCUGCUGUAAGUGUUGAAACAAAUAUUAUAUUGAUCAAGUUUCUACAUUAA